UGGUCAAGUUUGGAGCCACCGAGCAGGAAGAGAAGAAGAGGAGAAGGCUGAAGGCGCUCAGUGAGGGGAGAGAUCUGGGGAAGACAACAUCUCACGCAGCCAGCCCGCGGCUCCCCGCCUCCGCUCCCUCCCGGGCUCGCUCGCUCUCUUCCCCCUUCCCCUGCGCUCCCUUCUCCGGCGACAUCUCUCUCCAUCCCUCUUUCUCCCUUCCCUUGCAGACUCCACUCCAGAUCUGCGCUGCUACCUGCAAACUUUUUUUCCUUUCCCGUUUUUUUUUUUUUUCCUUCCUCUCUUUUUCUUUUUGGAGUGGAUUCCCCUAAAACCAGCAAACAACUAACUGCUGCUUUUGCGUCGUCUUCAUCCCGCGGGUCCUUCGCCCAUCGGAGAGGCGAUGCUACGAGGGUUUUAACUCCUUUCGGCCGCAACUUGGGAGACAGCUCUAUUCCCCCCCCCUCCCCAUUUUGGUCUUUUUUUUUCUUCUUCUUUUUUAAAGACCUGCCCUUUUAGUUUCGCAGCCAAACGCUCUUAGUGCCGGGUGUUUAGAGUUUAAUGAGUGGCAAUGUGUAGCAAAGCGAUCCUAGCACUCCUGGUCUAUGGCAUAAUUAUGCACUGCAGCGUCUACUGCUCACCUGCGGCCGGACUUCAGUACCCGGCGCUCAGGCUGGAGGAUGAAGUCUACGACGAGGACGGGAACACCCUGCAGGACUUCGCGUAUGACCACGAGCCCCUCGGUAUAGCGAAUCCGUCCUCCAUGAUCGGCGAGAUGUACACCUUGUAUUACCCACCGGAAAAGAGGCACGCCGAUGGGAUCUUCAACAAAGCCUACAGGAAACUCCUGGGCCAGUUAUCCGCCAGGAAAUAUCUGCACUCCCUGAUGGCCAAGCGGGUCGGCGGUGCCAGCGGCGGCCUGGGGGACGAGGCGGAACCGCUGACCAAGCGGCACAUAGACGGCAUCUUCACGGACAGCUACAGCCGCUACCGGAAACAAAUGGCUGUCAAGAAAUACUUAGCAGCCGUCCUGGGGAAAAGGUAUAAACAAAGAGUUAAAAACAAAGGACGCCGAGUAGCGUAUUUGUAGCGAUGAGUAACCAGCCACUCCUGUGUAUACAAAGUCCUAAGAGAGAGAGAGAGAGAGAGAGAGAGAGAGAGAAACCCAACAACAACAAAAAAUCUAAACAAAAACAAAAGUCAUUUCCAAACUGACUGAACAAUCACCGCUCCUGUGUUAUCUAAACAUGUAUUUAUGUAUGAAGUAAAGCCAUUAAAUGAA
Grus americana (Whooping crane) is the source of this 1270-nucleotide messenger RNA. RefSeq names its product adenylate cyclase activating polypeptide 1 (gene ADCYAP1). NCBI's taxonomy places the organism in Eukaryota, Metazoa, Chordata, Aves, Gruiformes, Gruidae. Gene Ontology annotation, biological process: positive regulation of GTPase activity; positive regulation of ERK1 and ERK2 cascade; positive regulation of transcription by RNA polymerase II. Bases 560 to 1078 code for a protein of 172 amino acids. Gene Ontology annotation, molecular function: peptide hormone receptor binding; neuropeptide hormone activity; pituitary adenylate cyclase activating polypeptide activity. The transcript has 5 exons. The record is from RefSeq and is a predicted model, not a curated record. Gene Ontology annotation, cellular component: perikaryon; extracellular region; neuron projection.